Xenia sp. Carnegie-2017 is the source of this 1442-nucleotide messenger RNA. RefSeq lists its product as uncharacterized. NCBI's taxonomy places the organism in Eukaryota, Metazoa, Cnidaria, Anthozoa, Malacalcyonacea, Xeniidae. Gene Ontology annotation, molecular function: actin monomer binding. Gene Ontology annotation, cellular component: cytosol. Gene Ontology annotation, biological process: actin filament organization. The record is from RefSeq and is a predicted model, not a curated record. The transcript has 10 exons. The coding region runs from base 133 to 1185 and encodes 350 amino acids.
GUGUUGUGUGUGGUAUAGAUGCGGAUAAUAAUUCCUGACGUCCGCCAGAAGCACUGAACUGAAAUUUCACUGUACUUAAAGAAGGAAGGUGCGUUCUUAUCUCCUGGAUUUACUUAUAUUGAUUCGCUCAAAAUGACGUCAAAUAAGCCAAAUGUUUCUGAAGUGAAAGACUUCGAUCAAAGUAAACUUAAAAGAGUGAGAACGGAGGAAAAAAACACGCUUCCAAACGACGAAACUCUCAAACAAGAACUUGUUCCUGACGUGUAUCCUGAUAGAUCUGAGGUGAAAUCUUUCGAUUCAAAGAAUCUAAAACAUGUUGAAACGGUGGAAAAGAAUCCUGUUCCUUCAAAAGAUGUUAUUGAUGAAGAGAAGAAGAACAAGCCGUUUGAAGGAGUAAAAAUUUAUGACAAACAAAGAUUGCAACAUGUUAAGACGGACGUUAAAAAUGUUCUGCCAUCUAGUCAAGAUGUCUACCAGGAGAUGAAAGACAGCGCAGGGGAUUUGCCUGAUCGCUCAGAAAUUGCCUCAUUUGACCAAGGCCAACUCAAAAAGGUGGAAAUGACAGAAAAAAAUGUCUUACCAGAUAAAUCAACUAUUCAGGAGGAGAAGAUUGAUUCCCGGGCAGAGGUAAAGGAAUUCAGUAAAGAUAAACUAAAUCAUGUUGAGACAGUGGAGAAGAAUCCAUUACCAAGUGCUGGAGAUCUUGUAGCCUCCCGUAUGCCGAAAAAUAAACCAGAUAGAUCUGAAGUUACCAAAUUUGACAAAGAAAGUCUAAAACAUGUUAGCACCAGUGAAAAAAGUGUCUUACCCGAUCAAAAAGCAAUUCAAGAUGAACUUGUUGAGUCAAGAGCAGAAGUCAAAAGUUUUGAUAAAAGUCAUUUGAAACAUGUUGAUACAAUUGAGAAAAAUUCCUUACCAGAUGCUGGAACUUUAGCCGAAGCUCUUCGACCCGACCAACUGCCUGACAGGUCAGCUGUGACUGACUUUCAAAAGAAAGAUUUAAAACACGUGCAAACGACCGAGAAAAAUGUCAUACCCAAUAAAAAAGUUAUACAAGAGGAAUUUGUCAACUCCAGAGCGGAGGUGAAAUCUUUUGAUAAAUCUAAACUACAGCAUGUUGAAACAAAUGAGAAGAAUCCUUUACCCAAUGCUAAAGCAAUUGCUGCUGAAAAGUCUACAUCCUAGGUUUAUUGUAUUUUCCUGUACUGUUAGAUGUUAAGUAUUUGGAUCCUGUUGAUAUUAUUUCACUGAACUGCUGAGUCUGGAUAGUGUAAGCUGAGUGUCACAUGUCACGACAAGUCUAGUUCAAGGUCUAAAGACACUAUAUUUAAAGUAAAAUAGACGAAUUCUCUUAAUGUGCUCAAUUUUAUAAUUGAAGACUAUGAUUACGUGUAUUAUGUAUUGUUUGAAAAUGAGAUAAAUACAACACAAAUACUGCAUAA